Messenger RNA from Lycium barbarum (goji berry), 816 nucleotides. RefSeq lists its product as uncharacterized. The record is from RefSeq and is a predicted model, not a curated record. The coding region runs from base 1 to 816 and encodes 271 amino acids. NCBI's taxonomy places the organism in Eukaryota, Viridiplantae, Streptophyta, Magnoliopsida, Solanales, Solanaceae. The transcript has a single exon.
AUGUCCAUUCGUGAAUCUUAUUGUUACAAACUGCAAAUGAGAGUUGAUGAAGAAGAUGAAAUCUUACACACUGGAAUAAUAUUCAAGCAAUAUUCGGUUGACGAAUAUAUAAAACUUGAAACACAAAUAUUGGAUUUUUAUUCAUUUAAUCAGGAUUUAUUCAGAACAGAUUUACUACAAGGACUCAUUGAUAUUUUGAGAUUCGGUGGGAGAGAUGCUUCAAAUAUCGGUAAGAGAAGAUUUCUCUCGAAUUAUUUUAUUGGUGGCCCUAGAGAUAUGCGCCAAUGCUACAUGGAUGCAAUUGCAUUAGUCGAGCGUUUUGGUAAACCUGAUUUAUUUAUAACCAUGACGUGUAAUCCAUCUUGGCCAGAAAUAAAGGAACAUUUAGUAUCUAUUGAUGAAGCACAAAAUAGGCCUGCUGUAAUUAGCAGAGUGUUUAGAGAAAAAAUAGAAGAACUAAAAACGGAUAUCCUAAAACGAAAUAUUUUUGGAAAAGUUGCAGCUUUUAUGUAUACCGUUGAAUUUCAAAAACGAGGUUUACCACAUGCUCAUUUCCUUCUAAUACUUACUGCUGAAUACAAGUUGUUGACACUGGAAUCUUAUAAUAGUAUCAUUAGGGCUGAAUUACCUGAUCAAGAUGCAGAACCAUAUUUAUAUUCAUGUGUUCUUAAACACAUGAUGCAUGGUCCUUGUGGUAAUCUAAAUCCUACAAAUCCUUGCAUGAAGAAGAUGGGUUGUUGCAAGUUUAAUUAUCCAAAAAGCUUCACCGAUCAUACCUCAAAAGGAGCUAAUUCUUAUCUAAUUUAUAGAAGAUGA